CGUACGUCAGUGCGCGACUCCAGUGCUGCACGAUGGGUGGAAUUAAAGAGCUAGCGAUUCUUACGCUUUCUUUUUUGUAUUUUACAUUUGUGAAUGCUACCGAUGAUAUUUUGGUUGGCUGCGGGGGGUUUGUCAAGUCAGAUGUGGAAAUUAAUUACUCUGUCAUUGAGAUAAAGUUGUACACCAAGCAGGGUUCUCUGAAAUAUCAGACUGACUGUGCACCAAUCAAUGGUUACUUCAUGAUCCCACUGUAUGACAAGGGGGAUUUUGUUCUUAAGAUAGAACCACCUUCGGGAUGGAGCUUUGAGCCAACAACUGUGGACCUACAUGUGGAUGGAGUUACUGACAUCUGCACUAAAGAACAAGACAUCAACUUUGUUUUUACAGGGUUUUCAGUUUUGGGAACUGUCUUGAGUAAAGGCCAUUUGUUGGGGCCUGCAGGGGUUGAGGUCAGUUUGAGAAAAGCAGGAGAAGAUGCUGUUCUUCAGAGUGUCUUCACGCAUGCUGGAGGCCAGUAUACUUUCCUCAAGGUGCUUCCAGGAAGUUAUGACAUCACUGCUUCACAUUCUUCAUGGACCCUAGAGCAGAGCUCAACCGCUGUGGUUGUGUCGAAUGAAAACGCUCCUGCCGCAGCUCCACUGGUGGUGAAGGGCUAUGAUGUCUCUGGAGAGGUGCAGAGCGAUAGCGAACCCAUGAAAGGAGUCAGUUUCCUCCUUUACUCUGCCAGUGUAACGAAGGAGGAUAUCAGUGGCUGUGCUGUGGCUCCUGUUGAUGGGGCUUUAGUUGGCGAUGCCUCCCUUGUGUAUCUCUGCAGUUCGCAGUCUCGCGAGGAUGGCACUUUCUCAUUUCCCUGCCUUCCCAGUGGAGAAUACACUGUGGUUCCAUAUUACCGAGGUGAGAGAAUCACCUUUGAUGUUGCUCCUUCUCGAAUGGACUUCAAAGUUGAACACAGCAGUUUAACACUGCAGCCUGUUUUCCGGGUCAUGGGAUUCUCUGUGAUGGGCAGAGUUCUGAAUGGCCCCGAUGGAGAGGGAGUUGCAGAUGCUGUAGUUACACUUAACAACCAGAUUAAAGUGGAAACUAAAGAAGAUGGUUCUUUCCGAUUGGAGAAUAUGACCACAGGCACUUACACUAUUAACACACACAAGGAGCUUAUGUUCUUUGAACCAGUCACUGUGAAGAUUGCUCCCAGCACGCCUCAGCUGCCAGAUAUCAUCACUGCAGGGUUUAGUGUUUGUGGUCACAUCUCCGUCACCCGUCUUCCAGAGACUGUUAAACAGCUUGGACGCUACAAAGUUACACUUUCGGCUCAGAGGCAGGAUCAGGGAUUUUUCCGGACUGUGGAAAGUGACAGUCAUGGAGCGUUCUGUUUUCAGGUUAAACCAGGAGACUACAGUGUGCAGGUGACUCUCCCUGAAAGUGAGGUGAAGGCUGGGCUUGCUCUUCAGCCACACUCUCUGGAUAUCUCACUGGUGGAUCGUCCCGUCACUGACCUUCUCUUCACUCAGUUCAUAGCAUCUGUUUCUGGCUCUGUAUCCUGUCUUGUGGCUUGUGGAGAUCUGACCGUGAGCCUUCAGCCUGUAAGCAGACAGGGAGAAAGGCAGAACUUCCAGUUGUCUGGAAGCAGUGAAACCCUCACCUUUACUUUUGGUAAUGUGCUGCCUGGCAAGUACAAAGUGUCUAUCACCCAAGAAGAGUGGUGCUGGAAGCAUAAGUCAGUGGAGAUCGAUGUACUUGACUCGUAUGUAGAGGGAGUGGAGUUUCGACAAACUGGAUACUUACUGCGCUGCUCACUGUCCCAUGCUAUUACACUGGAAUUUUUCCAAGACGGCAGUUUACCAGAGAAUGUUGGCGUUUACAAUCUGUCCAAAGGAGUCAAUCGUUUCUGUCUGUCAAAGCCUGGUGUUUAUAAAGUGACUCCACGCUCCUGUCACCAGUUUGAACAGGAUUACUACACCUACAACACGUCUGCCCCAAGCAUCUUAACUCUGACUGCUGUCAGACACCACAUGACAGGACUUAUAACCACUGAUAAGAUGUUGGAUGUCACAGUCACCAUCAAAUCCUCUAUUGAGAGUGAGCCUGCUUUGGUUCUGGGACCUCUACGCUCAAAUGAGGAGCAGCGAAGGGAGCAGCAACUUCUGGAAAUAGCUGCCCGUAAAAAAGAGAGAGGAGAAGCAGGCGAUGAGAAGAGCCCCCCUGUGGAAGAGAAACCAGAGGAACUUCGUGAGCCUUUUCACUAUGAAUUCUCCUAUUGGGCACGGGCUGGGGAGAAGAUCACAGUCACACCUUCAUCCAAAGAAUUUCUGUUUUACCCUCCUGAAGUAGAGGCUACAAUCACUGGUGAAAAUUGCCCAGGUCGAUUGGUGGAGAUUACAGGCCGGGCAGGACUGUUCCUCACAGGGCAGGUGGCUCCUACAUUAGAGGGUGUGGAAAUCACUAUAAAGGAGAGCAAAGCUACAACACCUCUCAUUACAGUUCUCACAGAUGAAAAUGGAGCCUACAGUGUCGGACCCUUACAUAGUGACUCUCAGUAUGACAUCAGUGCGAGUAAAGAGGGCUUCGUCCUGACUCCAGUGGAAGGAAAGACAGGAGACUUCAAGGCUUUUGCAUUGGCAGGUGUCACUUUUGAGAUAAAGGCAGAGGAUGGCGUUCCUCUGUCUGGGGUUCUGCUGUCUCUCAGUGGAGCAAGCUUCCGCUCAAAUCUGCUCACUCAGGACACUGGACUCCUCACAUUCAACAACCUGAGUCCUGGCCAGUACUAUUUCAAGCCCAUGAUGAAAGAGUUCCGCUUUGAGCCCUCAGCACAGAUGAUAACUGUAGAAGAAGGACAAGUACUGCAUAUUCCCAUCACUGGCUUCAAAACAGCCUACAGCUGCUAUGGAACAGUGCAGUCGAUAGGUGGCGAUGCGGAGCAGGGUGUUGCAGUGGAGGCAGUGGGGCAGAGCGAGUGUGGCAUGUACAGUGAAGACACUGUUACUGAUGAAGAGGGACGCUUUAGACUCAGAGGCUUACGGCCUGGUUGUAACUACAACAUUCAGCUGAGAGGAGAGGGAAAUGAUCACAUAGAGAGAGCAUUGCCACCACACAAGACAAUUGAGGUCGGCAACACCGAUAUUGAUGGAAUCAACAUAAUCGCCUUUAGACAGAUCAAUCAAUUUGAUCUGAGUGGAAAUGUCAUCACUUCCCCUGAGCAUCUUCCCACUCUAUGGGUAAAGCUCUACAAAAGUGAUAAUCUUGACAAUCCCUUCCAGAGUGUGUCUCUUGGCCAGUCCCUGUUCUUCCACUUUCAACCUCUGCCACGUGACGGAGAGAGCUAUGUGCUGAUGUUGGACACAUCCCUCUCUCGCUCCCAGUAUGACUUCAAACUGCCACAGGUCUCCUUCACAUCUUCUGGUUACCACAAACACGUAACACUAACAUUUAACCCUAAGAGGAAAAUACCAGACCAAGAUGUUGCCCAGGGGUCUUUCAUCGCCCUUCCUCUGACAUUGCUACUGUUGCUUGCUGUUUAUAACCAUGAGCGGGUGAUUCCUCUUCUUCUGCAGCUGGUCAGUCAGAUCCAGGGCGUUCGAGGACUCGCUCAGGCAAGCGGAGAUGGGCUUCCUGUGGAUGAAGCCAAACGUCCAUCAAAACGGCCGAAGACGAGACGUACAUGAGACUCCAGUAUCACAAAGCUAAUCACUGCAUUCUGAUCUCACAAACAUCUAGCGUCAUCAUGUUGGUCUGAUCACAAAAUCUUAACAAAUCAACCUCACUUGGGGUCGCCAAAGUGUUUUUGGGCCGUAUAUUUAUUGCUGAUUCUCAGAUGACUCCAGUUUUUUUUUUUUUUUUACGGUAGUGUUCUGGUCACACAGAUCCCUAUAAUUUACAGUCCCUUGCAUGUGAAUGUGGCUCAGAGAUCUAUUUUAGUUUGUGAGAGUUUGCUCAGGGAGGAUGGCUGAUUUAUAAAACUACAAUUGGGUGUGCGUUUUUGUUUUUCACUAGUAUACAAAAAAAAAUCAACCGAUUAAUUUAUUGCUUGAAAAUUCCAGUAGCGUCAUUAAUAAAUAGAUGUUUAUUAAUCCCCAAUUAAAAGAAUUAAUGAAUUGUAGAAUUCUUUUGUAAUUUGCAAACUUAAACACGAAUGUGUUUUAAAAUAGAGGUUUGUUUAAUAUACUUGAAAAUUGUUUCAUCAGAUUCAUUUUUAUGAUGUUUUGCCUCCCUAACUUGUUUAUAUAAAAGACAACCAGCAGCUUACAAUUUCAGUCCCUUUAAAGUAAUUGACCUGCUGCUACCAUUUGAUGGGUUCAGUACAUAUUCAUUCCACUUCAUAAAAAGCAUCAAAAUGUGAUGAUGUAAAUGGUUCUAGAGAGCAUUGGUAAUAAAAUGUUUUGGUAAAGAC
Messenger RNA from Danio rerio (zebrafish), 4384 nucleotides. NCBI's taxonomy places the organism in Eukaryota, Metazoa, Chordata, Actinopteri, Cypriniformes, Danionidae. The record is from RefSeq and is a predicted model, not a curated record.